CGAUAUGACAUUAUAAACCCAAUUUUAAUUAUUGUCAUCACUCACACAUACACACAUACACACACACACACACACAUAUAUAUAUAUAUAAUAUAUAUAUUUUAAGCAAUAAUGUAUUUUCCUGACAAUUCUGAAAUCGGAGCCGAAGUUCUCAGUGUCGUAUCGAUUACUGUCCUGUCGACUCUUUUUGGUCUCAAAUGUGCAUCAAUCGAAAGCAGGAUUUCUUAUUCUCAGCAGCUUGUCCUUACAGUAAUCGGCAUAUCUAUUGGAUUUGAUUUGAUUGCCUGCAUGCUGACGAGCACAAACAACAGAAACUAUGUAGCCUGCCUCCUCAGUGUCCUCCACUGUACUUUUAUCUACACAGCUGCCAAAAUAGCCGUUUACCUGUAUUUUAUUGAGAAAAUCUAUAUUUUAUCCGCGUCGAAAAAACCUCGUUUCAGAUCUAUCUUGUAUAUCAUCAGUCUUGGACUUCUUUUGCCACAUGUAGCAAUAGUUAUACUUAUGGUCGUUUACCGUGUCGUCGAUGUCAGCGAACAGUUUCCAUUUGUUUGUACAAUUGGAUAUGAAAUGCCUGCAUCAAUUGCCUGUACUGCCUACGAAGCCUUUAUCAACCUAUACUUUCUCUCCAUCUUUGCAAAGUUCAUUAUUCACCCCAACCACAAACAGCACACGUCCCCUAUGUCCCAUAUCAUCACUAUUGAAUCCAAACGAAACUUUGUCGGAGUCCUCUCCUCUUUUGUAGCAUCGUGUGCCAACUACGCUUUAAUGGUUGGAUUUGAUGGGCGAGAACGAGGAUUGGUAGCCAUGAGCAUUUCCACUGCUGACCUUUCAAUUGUUGCAUGCAUCAUAUUCUGGAUUUCUGCUCAUCCUGAUGAGGAACACAAUCUUAUCAAAGGUCUUGGUCAGUUUGAUGAAAACUUGCCUGUCAAACUAGCAAUCAAACAGCAUCAAGAAGUAGUUAUUGAGACCGAGCCUGCGACCCAUGGCCUUUAAAAUCCGUUAUUACUAUUAUUUUUAUCCUUAUCCUUACUCUUACUCUUACUAUUAUUCAUUUACUUCUUUCUUUUUGCUUAUAUCUAAACAUACUACACACACACACAUAUAUAUAUAUAUAUAUAUAUAGAUAUCCACAAAUCCCUCCCAUUUCUUUCAUUCCAAACUAAAACCUUCAUAUCAAACAC
This is a messenger RNA of Phycomyces blakesleeanus NRRL 1555(-), 1181 nucleotides long. RefSeq lists its product as hypothetical. The transcript is spliced from 4 exons. The record is from RefSeq and is a predicted model, not a curated record. Bases 112 to 993 code for a protein of 293 amino acids. Lineage: Eukaryota; Fungi; Mucoromycota; Mucoromycetes; Mucorales; Phycomycetaceae.